Cokeromyces recurvatus is the source of this 2223-nucleotide messenger RNA. RefSeq names its product protein-tyrosine phosphatase-like protein. The record is from RefSeq and is a predicted model, not a curated record. Bases 58 to 2175 code for a protein of 705 amino acids. NCBI's taxonomy places the organism in Eukaryota, Fungi, Mucoromycota, Mucoromycetes, Mucorales, Mucoraceae. Gene Ontology annotation, molecular function: protein tyrosine phosphatase activity. The transcript is spliced from 6 exons. Gene Ontology annotation, biological process: protein dephosphorylation.
ACAGCAAAUAGUAACACAAUAAAUACAGCAGCAAGUGAAGCUAUUUCUCGAGAAUUUAUGAAUGCACUUCAAACUCGUCAACUUCAUACUUCUUCUACAGGCUGGUCUAAAAAGACAUUACCUCCAUCUUUUAGACUUUAUCAAUAUAUUCUCGAGGAUUUAGCUCCUAUAGAGAGUGAUGCAGUCAAUGAACUCUUGAAAUCAUCAUUAAAAUUAUUGAUCAUUGAUGUUAGAUCAUUUUCUUAUUAUUCAAAGUGUCGAAUUCGUACUGCAAUUAAUAUUUCUAUUCCUUCUGUCUUGUUAAAACGACCUUCUUACACAUUAGAAAAAAUAGCGGAGUCUAUUGUUUCAAGAGAGGCCGCUGAUCGGUUCAUGCAAUUUCAUAAGACUGCUACCCAUAUUAUCUUUUAUGAUCAUGCUUCUUCAAAACCUAGUGAUUCUGGUAACUCUGCAACUGCUAUUUUGUUGGGAUCAAAAUUACGACAAGCUGGCUACAAGGGUCCAUUAAAUUACUUGCAAGGUGGAUUAGAUACUUUUAGUCAUUUAUAUACUGAGCAAUGUGAAUCUGCCCCUUUAGAAUCAGAACGAAGUAAAAGGAUCAAGUCAAAUGAACUCGUUCCAUCAAAUAAAAUCAUGGCUCUUCCUCUUCCUCUUCCUCCUCCUACACAUAUCGUAUUGCCUACAUCGAAUAAAACUACUGUCGUUAAUCCAUUCUUUACUAAUAUUCGUCAAAAUUUGGAAUUAUCUCAUGGUCCAUUACAAGAACGUUUUCAUAUUCGAUUACCUCCAGGUCUUCAUCAUAAAGACGGUGUCAUUAAAAAUAAUCAUCAUCAUCAUCCAACUAUCAAUAGUAGUAGUCCUCCCUGUUAUCAUCCAAGGUAUGGUUUGGCUGGUAGUACUGUAGAUGCUCAAGGUAACUUUAUUUUACCUAUUUGGUUAAGAGAAAUGAUAAAGCUUGAUAAUGGUCCAAAAAAGUUAGCUGAAAUGUACGAGAAGUUGGAACGUAUAGAGCAAACUCGGCUGUCAACUAUCAUGAAAUAUCAUACUCAGCAUAAUGAUCGACCCUUCCCUUUUAGUAUAGCUUCAAGUAUGGAAAAAGGUGCAUUAAAUCGAUAUACAAAUAUUUGGCCAUACGAAUAUUCAAGAGUUAAAUUAAAAAAUAAUAAGGAUGACUACAUUAAUGCCAAUCGUAUACAAUUUGCUAGCAUUAAACAAGAUAUUCGAUCUUCCACUCCUAGUAGAAAUAAUAGUAAACAAGAACUUGAACUUGAACAAAAGGGGCUCUUAAGUGAGACCUCUGUUUAUACCAUGAAUAAUUCAGCAACAGCAACAGAUUUAAUUUGUCAACGUCCUUACAUCUCUACUCAGGGACCGUUACCUACUACUUAUAAUGACUUUUGGCGAAUGGUUUGGGAUGAAAACUCAUCCGUCAUCGUCAUGCUAACUCAAGAAAUGGAAAUGAAUAAGAUCAAAUGUCAUCGCUAUUGGCCAUCUACUCUGGGUAUACCACAAACGUAUGGUUCAUUAACAGUGACUCUCUUAUCUGAAUCAAAACAAGCGGUUCAUAAUCUAAAUGACAAACGAGUUCAUGAAGAUGAAUGUAUCAUCAUUCGAAAGUUAAGUCUGUCAUCAUCAUCAUUAACCAGAGAAAUCACACAGCUUCAAUAUAUGGGAUGGACCGAUUUUGGUACACCAGAUAGACCUUUAGGUCUCCUUCAAGUCGUUCAUUUAGCAGAUAAAGCACAUGAAACGGAGGGACCCAUGAUUGUUCAUUGUUCUGCAGGUUGCGGUCGUUCAGGCACCUUUUGUGUGAUUGAUACGAUGAUUCAACGACUCUGGCAUGAACGAGACAUUUUCACAAAUCAGACCUCCAUGCAUGACUUGAUCUGGGAGACGGUCUGUCGCUUUAGAGAGCAACGAAUGAGUAUGGUUCAAACGCAUCGUCAAUUUGUCUUUUGUUAUGAGGCUAUCCUCUGGUGGUUACUCGGUCAUGGUUAUUUGCCCAAGGAAGAACAAAACAGGACAGCAGGAGGGUCUCCAGGUCCUGAUAAUAGUAGUAGUAAUAAUAGAGUUAUUAAACCAUUAAGUCGAACAGGUAGUCAUCAUACUACUGAUGAUGAACAGGGCUCCUCUUCUGUUGGAAGUAUGUUAGAUGAUUUUAAAGAAUUAUUGUAAAUAAUAAAUAUCAUAUAAAUAUGUAUGUAUACACACACAUAUAUAUAU